CACGUCUCUGACGGAGGACGACAACAUGGCGGCUUCCUUGCGUCUGGGUCGUCAAGGGAUUUUAUUUGGCCUUAGAUUAUCCCACUAUAAUAAAUGUCUUUGGGCGACACAUCCAUGGCAGGAGCAUGUCAGACACUUCUUUCGGUCACCCUGGAUCCUCGGUGUCAGCCCACUCAAAGUGCAGAUGCCAGCUCUGUCCCCCACCAUGGAGGAGGGAAACAUAGUCAAAUGGCUGAAGAAGGAAGGUGAGGCGGUGGCAGCCGGCGAUGCCCUUUGUGAGAUUGAGACUGACAAGGCUGUUGUUACCAUGGAGUCUAAUGAUGAUGGCAUCAUGGCAAAGAUACUGAUGGAGGAGGGAAGUCGCAACGUGCGCCUGGGCACUCUCAUUGCCCUCAUGGUGGAGGAAGGGCAGGACUGGAAGCAGGUUGAGAUCCCCCCUCCAGAUGCUGCGGCUCCAUCUGCGGCUCCACCUGCUACAGAAGCAGCCGCUGCCCCAGUUGUGCCCCCUCCUGCGCCUGCUCCUUCUCCAGCUCCUCCCCCAAAACCAGCCACGUCAGGACCGUUACGUCUGAGUCCAGCAGCAAGACACAUCCUGGACACCCAUGGUGUAGACCCCAAAUUGGCCACACCCACUGGACCAAGAGGACUUAUCACCAAGGAAGAUGCACUGAAUCUCCUGAAGAAGUCUCCUGCCCCCAAAGCAACCCCAGCCAUGGCUGCCCCACCUGCCCCGAGUCCUGUCCCCACUCCAGCAGCUAUACCUCCGCCUCCAGGCAGCAGACCCAACAUACCUCCUCUCUCUGUACCAGGGAAACCAGGAGCACCGGGCACUUUCACAGAGAUCUCAGCCACAAAUGUCCGCCGUGUGAUUGCUCAAAGACUAACGCAAUCGAAGACCACCAUCCCCCACGCGUACGCCUCAGUUGACUGUGACAUGGCUGCCGUCAUGAACCUCCGUAAACACUUGGCCAAAGAACAGAUCAAAGUGUCUGUUAAUGAUUUCAUUAUCAAGGCAGCUGCUGUUACACUGAAAGAGAUGCCAGAAGUGAAUGUGACCUGGUCUGGUGAUGGACCCCGUGCACUUGAUUCGAUCCACAUUUCAAUGGCCGUGGCGACUGACAAAGGCCUCAUUACCCCCAUCAUCAGGGACGCUGCAAACAAAGGAGUCCAGGAGAUCUCCGCAAAUGCUAAGGCACUGGCCCAGAAGGCUCGAGAUGGGAAACUUCUACCUGAGGAGUACCAGGGAGGCUCAUUCAGCAUUUCUAACCUGGGGAUGUUUGGUAUCAGCGGCUUCAUCGCCGUGAUCAACCCUCCUCAGUCAUGCAUCCUCGCCGUGGGGACCUCCAGGGCCGAGCUGCGACUGUGCGAGGAAGACCAGACCCUGCGCACCCAGCAGCUGAUGACAGUUACACUGUCCAGUGAUGGACGACUAGUGGAUGACGAAUUGGCUGCACGGUUUCUAGAUAAAUUCCGCACCAACUUAGAACAACCACAACGCAUGGCCCUAGCCUGAAAAAACAAAAGUGGGAUAUCUGUACAGGAGUGAGUGGAGGGACAAAACAAGUAACGCCUGCAUGACAAAGCCUGUCUUGUGCUUUCACACGCAGAGAGCUCUUAAAAAGUUGAUUCCUGUUCAUGCUUGGAUUAAAGCUUACACAAGUAGGCGUGUACGUAGUUUGAACUUGUUUGUGUGGCUUGCUUCUGACAGAUAAGCACCUGGCUUUG
This is a messenger RNA of Epinephelus moara (kelp grouper), 1725 nucleotides long. It is a transcript of the gene pdhx, whose product is annotated as pyruvate dehydrogenase complex component X. The transcript has 11 exons. Gene Ontology annotation, cellular component: pyruvate dehydrogenase complex; mitochondrion. Gene Ontology annotation, molecular function: acyltransferase activity. Bases 26 to 1513 code for a protein of 495 amino acids. NCBI's taxonomy places the organism in Eukaryota, Metazoa, Chordata, Actinopteri, Perciformes, Serranidae. Gene Ontology annotation, biological process: pyruvate decarboxylation to acetyl-CoA. The record is from RefSeq and is a predicted model, not a curated record.